Messenger RNA from Rhopilema esculentum, 2985 nucleotides. The record is from RefSeq and is a predicted model, not a curated record. Lineage: Eukaryota; Metazoa; Cnidaria; Scyphozoa; Rhizostomeae; Rhizostomatidae.
AUGAAUCCGGUAUCGUGUGAACAGGGCCCAUAUCAACACAUUUUGACAUUUGUUUUUCUCGCCAAUUUGAUGCAAGCCUCCAACUGUGAUUUGAACAUUAUCUUGUACCAAAAUAUCUCUAAGAUUUUAAACCUAAAGCUUCAGUAUAGUGAAAGAGUUACAAUGUUGUGGAUUUGUACUCUUUCGUUGUUUGUUUUUGGAUCUAUUUAUGCUGAAAGUGAUCCCGGCACUCCGAAAUGCGAACCCAUAGUAAAUCCAGUUUGCAAUGCCGUCAAAAUCCAAAUUAGAAAUGUAACGAUGUAUAACAUGACCACGUAUCCCAACUCACUUCUGCACCAAAAUCAAGAGGAAGCAAGUUUGGAGCUGCAGGAAUUCUAUCCGUUGAUUAAAGUGGGAUGCUCGAAAUACCUCCGAUUUUUUAUGUGCAGUAUCUACAUGCCAGCUUGCUCGCGGCCAUUGGCGCUGCCAUGUAGAUCACUUUGCGAGGCAGCUCGAGAUGGUUGCACAACACUGAUGAACAACUUUGGAUUUGCUUGGCCUGAUCCAUUUAAAUGCGAAAGAUACCCAAAUGAAACAGAAAAGUUUUGCAUCGGUGUUCCCAGAAGAGAGACAAUUAAAGAAUCACAAGAGUGUAUUCAGCGCCAAGAUGUUGUAAUGGUUUAUGAACUGGCAUACAAUACUCCGAAUCAAUUCGAAAAUGUAGAGAAGGCACUACAAGAGUUGACAUGGUCACUAAAGCUGAAGAACCACGACUGUAUCAGACUUGGUGUCAUUCUGGUCUGGAAAAAGGUUGAUACUUUGAUACCACUGUCCUGCACAUAUGGCGAUGCACCGUGCUAUAAGACGGCGUUAAAUAUCAUCAAAGAGCAAGCAAAACAACAAGCCAGCUCCGGAAAACUGAAUUUUUCAUAUGACAAGAGCAAUUUGGCUGCAGCAAUUGAAACUGCUUAUAAAAUGCUGAGUUCACAAAGCUCCGGUGCCAGACUCAGCGUUGGUAACUCUGUUAUAUUGGUUCUGAACAAUGGCCCAGGCAAAGAUCAUUUACCAACAGAAGACGCUGUAAAACACCUUCACGAUCACAGUAUCACAUUGUAUGUGAUUGCCAUGGGAGAGGGCAAGAAAGAACAUUUGGAUCACAUUAUUCUAGACGAUAACAGCGCGUUUCCAGUAAAAGAUGGAGGUAGUGCCAUACCUGCGCUGAAAACGAUCAGUAAACUAAUCGAUGGGACAUACAGAGUCGCUGAAGAAGCGACGUUGCCUAUUAAUCCAGCUAUUGGAGAAAUCCUUUUGAGUCCACAGUUUGACUUCUCCCCCCUUUCUAUUGAUGCUGAAAGUCUGGAGUUAAUUUUCACUGCUGAUGAAAAAUCAAACUUAUGCAGGGAGGCAGUUGACAUUGGGUUCGUGAUUGAUUCUUCAAAAAGCAUAAAAAAAUUUUACUCCAAAGAGAAGUUCUUUGUCCAAAGAGUAGCAUCAGCUGCUGGAUUUAACAAAGGUUCUCGAGCAGGUGUCGUUCUGUUUAGCUCUGGAUCCUAUGUGAAAAUGCUUGUUCCCUUUACAAAUAACAUUGGACAGUUUAGAAACGAUGUCGAUAAGCUGCCCUUAUAUGGGUACCAAACUAGAAUAGAUAAGGCGCUUAAAGUCGCUGGAGAAGAUUUAUUUGCUGAAAAGAGCGGAGAUAGACCGAAUGUAAAAGAUAUUUUGGUUCUCGUUACCGAUGGGAAACAAACUCCACCAGCCGGUGGGUACGAUGGAAAAAACGAAAUCGUUGUUGAACCAGAAGAUGAAGCAAGACUCCUACGAAACAGGAACAUCACUAUAUAUGCCAUUGGUGUAGGUGGUGCGGUGAACCAAACUCAGCUGGAAUUGAUUACAGGCUCACCUAACCAGGUUUACAUGCUGAAGCGAUUCGAUGAACUCGUCACAGAUGAAUUUAUCAAGAACCUUACUGUGUUUGCAUGCAAAGGAGGAGAACUGAAAACAGCUACACCAGAAGUGAUAACUUUCACCGAGAAAGCGCGAACGAGCCCAGCAACGACCCUAGCAACGACCCAAGCAACGACCAUAGCAACGACCACAGAUACUUCAGCGACUACCAAGGCAAAGAAAGACUGCAAAUGCAAAGGAUGUCGAGACUGCGGAUGUACAGAUGACUGCGGAUGCAGCAGAGGUUGUGGGGAAAAACCAGCUGUGUACUUGAAUAUCUUUAAUGGCGCAAACAGUAACAACAUGGUGGUACAAAGUUCAAAGGUUUCUCAGACUGGCCCGAAAAACGCUCUUAACGAAUAUGGACAGGGAAGGAACAUUCACCCAAAAUUAAUGGCUGGGGGUAGCCUUAAAAACAAAACAGUUGAAGAGAUUCGAGAGCUUCUUAAGACAUGGCUGCCAUAUCAAAGCAAAGUCAAUGAAGCUGUCGCAGAACUCAUUCGUCGGAGUGUGCAAAAGAGAAGAAAAAGAUCCGUUUAGAUUUCUUAGUCCGUCAUUUUCGAUUUUUUCUACCAGCUUUUCUAAAUUUAAAACUUGGUUUUGCAUCGCUGUUUGCUGGAUUUGAAAAUCGCCAUGUGUUAAUCGGGAUUUCACUACCUAUAAAGCCUCUCAAGAAGGCUGCUUAAACCACGAUACUUCUUGGUUUGAUUGUUUUUUGUCGAAUAGGUUUAUCUUAACCAAUCAGGUUCAUAUUGGCUUGUGGACACGUGUGAUAACACCUUUCUAGUGCCUAAUAUGGCGAUUUUCAACUUUAUAUGACCUUUUGCAAACCAAUUGUGAUUCAAAAUCUUAUUACAUUUUGAUAAAAUAUUUUUUUACAAUAAUUUGUUUAUGAUUUCUUUUAUCAAUACAGAAUACUUUUCGAUGUGAUCAUGGAAAUAAUGCAAAAGUCGUUUUUACUGAAUAGAUAAUUAGAUAAUUAGAGGUUUAUGGUAAAUUUAAAUAAAGCUGGGAAUAAGUUGUUGUUGAUUGAUAGAUGAAAAUUUAAGUAGUUUGCAACAA